Molecule: messenger RNA, 2287 nt
Organism: Hemicordylus capensis (graceful crag lizard)
Lineage: Eukaryota; Metazoa; Chordata; Lepidosauria; Squamata; Cordylidae
Exons: 14
Coding region: 301-1608 (435 amino acids)
Cellular component (GO): cytoplasm
Source: RefSeq, a predicted model, not a curated record
GCCUCCUGUGAGGGGAGUGUAGAAGGAAGAGGAGAAGGAGAAGAAGCAGUAGCAGUGGACAGCUGAGGCAGGGCAGAGGCUACCGAAGCUGAAGAGACUCAGCCAAAAGAGGUCAUGAGGAAGCAGGCGUGAAGAACGUCCAUCAGUUUCACCGGGUACCCUUGCAAGAGACUGGCAGUUUGUGUGCUUCCACAGAUAGUAAACAAUACACCUGGAAUUAAAGGAUCAAGAGAGAGCCUCUCCCAAAAGCUGUACACUUCAUCUCUGCAGAGAAAAUCAAGACAUUUUUGCCAGGGAAAGAUGAAAACACUGUGGCACUGCUGCAGGAACUGUAAGGUCAGCCCCCAGGACCAUAAACCUCUGGAGGCAAAGCAAGAAUUAAACCCAGACUCCAAAACUGAGAGGCUAGGUGUCUCAGGAACUGAUAGGUUAGGGUUUAGCUCUGGGUCCCUGGAGACAAAGGGAACAGAAUCAGAUCUGGCAGACUCAUCAGAAGGUACCCUGGAUUAUUCAUUUAGUACAGUUCCAUCUACCGAAUUGGAUCCAAGUGUUUUACACGAUGCUGACACCAUCACGAAUGUCAUGGAGAAUAUUAAGAUAGGAGAGCAGAGCUUCCUAGACAAUAGUGAGGAGACCAUUUGUUUCCUUCGUUCCAUCUCCGCAUGUUGUGUGGCUGCACACAAGAGUGGCCGGAACACCUUGGAACUUCCGUACUCGAAGGCCGAAUUGACAGAGGCAAUAGUGAUUGUGUUGGAGACGCUGCCCAUUCACUCUGUGCCAUCUUCCAUCCUGUCAUGCUGUAUUCUUGCUGUAUACAAUCUCAGCAAAAUCAAGCCUCCACUUGAUUCUGAGCUUGAGUCUUGUGUCUUGCGCCUGGCUCUUCAUGGGAUUUUCAACAUGGAAACACUAGCUGAUGCCCACAGUCAGGCUCUCUACAGAUCAUCUUCAGACACAAUGAAUAUUAUGCUGAAGGGCUUGCUGGCUGAGCUUCCAACCACAAGCCAUCUACUAUUCAUGUUGGAGCACAUCAGCUUCUGGCUCCAUUCCAAAUAUGCCCAAGAGAGAUACAGAGCCAUGAAGUGUAUCACAUCCUUGCUUCGACAUGCUGUUUUUCUGAUGAAUUUUGAUAGGUAUGAUGAACUUCCUGCCUUAGGACAUCAUGUGGCACAGCUUGGAAUCUGUAUCACCGAUUCAGCGGAAGAUGUCAGCCGUCAGGCCCGGGAGGCCAUCAGCUGCAUUUAUGAGCUGCUGCUCCACCAGAUGCGGCUAAACAUGAAUGCAGCCAGAGCACUGUGGUCCUCGGAAACUGAAGACAAUAGGAAGCUUCUGGCUUACCUAGAUACCUGCAAGGUGGGCGAGGUGUUCAGAAAGAUCUUCACAGAGGAUCAGAAGAGAGCCUUUCUACAGACAGCUUUGCUGGCCACUUACGACCCCCUACUGAGGAAAAGUGAGGCUGGGAUCCUAUUAGUAUUUUCCCUCCUGGGGAAGGCAAAUGAGUUAUUGGGAGAGGAGGUAGGGGAAAUUAAGAAGUUGAUCUUCAAGCAGCUCCACAAGCUUCGGACAUGCAAAGAAGUUCCAGAAGCACUGCAAAGCCUUAUUCUGAGCUAAGACCCGUGACCCUCGUGAUUCUUGUCCUGCAUUCCCCAGAUCUUCUUGUUACCCAUUUCACUGUUGGUCCAAUACACAAUCAAAUGGACUGGAGUAUUUCAAGAGAAUGGCCCAAGACAAGAAAGGCCUCCCUAAGUCUUGAGAUCAGCCAGUGAGGCCUUGUGAAAGUAAUAUCUAAUGCAUUUGUUAGUCCAGCCUUCACAAGAAGUGGGACCUUCUCUGGUGUGGCCACACAGCUCUAGCAUGCUCCUGUGAUGCUAGUUUCUCCUUCUCUCCUUUUAAAAGAGGUGAACAGACAUUUAUCUGAUGCAUUAAGUUUUAAAAUGGCUUUAAAAAAACUGUUAACCAAACUUUUGCAAGUUUUAGAAAAAUAGACAUCUCACGGAAAACAGUAAUAAGAAAACCAAAGGAAAAUGAUGUUUAGAAGCACAAAUCAUAUGGAUACAUGUGAAAAGUUUUGCAUAGUAUGAUCAAUAUAAAUAAAAGCUAAAAAUCAGUGUUUAAUAUCAAAAUAAUGUUUUGUUUAUAGUGUUUUUAUUUAAGCAGGGUGAGAUGUAACAAAAAGCUGAGAGCAAAAUGCUUAAUCCAUUAAUUUUUUUCCUGUUUUUCCAUUUGUCAUGUAUUUUUAACACAUUGAUAAAGAAAUGCAUAUCUUUUAUAUGAGUGGUGUUCCACUAAC